Molecule: messenger RNA, 738 nt
Organism: Didymodactylos carnosus
Lineage: Eukaryota; Metazoa; Rotifera; Eurotatoria; Philodinida; Philodinidae
Source: the annotation of a GenBank genome assembly
AUGGCCACUAGUACAGACAGCACUCAGAACCAAACAGAACUUGAUUACAUGAAAGAUUCAUAUUUAUUUGAUUCACAAGCUGUUGUUAGGCAAUGUGAAACAGUUGAUGGUGGUAAAUUUCAGAUUACUCUUGAUCGUACGAUUUUUCAUCCUCAAGGUGGUGGUCAACCAUAUGAUGUUGGUACAAUUAGUAAUGAUGAUGCUGUUUUCAAUGUAAAUGAAGUGCGUAUGAAUCCUCAGGGGAUCGUCAUCCAUACAGGUGAAUAUGAACAUGGCACUUUAGCUCCUGGACAAACGGUCAAUUUACAUGUGGAUGAAGCGCGUCGACGUCUCAAUUGUCGAUUACAUUCAGCUGGUCAUCUUCUUGAUGUUGCUGUACGAAAUGCAGAAUUAUCAUUAGUUCCAGGAAAAGGUUAUCAUUUUAUUGAUGCACCAUAUGUAGAAUAUGACGGUAAAAUUGAACCAGCUCUACGUGAAUCAUCCUUAAAUCGUAUACAAAUAGAAUUGAAAAAGUUGCUUACUAUUCCAUUUCCUGUCAAAGUCAUUUUUGAAAAUACUGACAAUGGUGAUCCAAUUACUUAUUCAGUAAAACGACAGGUUAGUAUAGCUGAUGGUUAUACAUGUCCAUGUGGUGGUACACACGUUCACAAUAUUCGUGAUAUUGGAAAUGUUGAAGUUACAAAACUUCGUGUUCAAGGACCCAAAACGAGAAUUAGUUAUAAACUUGAAACUAAUUGA